Messenger RNA from Aspergillus bombycis, 2505 nucleotides. RefSeq names its product Zn(II)2Cys6 transcription factor domain-containing protein. The transcript has a single exon. The record is from RefSeq and is a predicted model, not a curated record. NCBI's taxonomy places the organism in Eukaryota, Fungi, Ascomycota, Eurotiomycetes, Eurotiales, Aspergillaceae. Gene Ontology annotation, molecular function: zinc ion binding; DNA-binding transcription factor activity, RNA polymerase II-specific. Bases 1 to 2505 code for a protein of 834 amino acids. Gene Ontology annotation, biological process: regulation of DNA-templated transcription.
AUGUCUUAUCGUCGCCGUCAGCAUCGUAGCUGUGAUCAAUGUCGUAAAGGCAAAAGAGCAUGCGACGCCCUCCUAGCUGACGAGCUUGAGGGGAUUGCGAAUGCUGGUGCUCAACAGGCCUAUAAUCACUCUUGCUCCAAUUGCAGGAAAUACAAGAGGAAAUGCACAUUCGACUGGCUCUUGAGUCACAGUCUCACAGUAUCUCGGCAUGGUCAUCGUAAGAGAGCCAGAAAUACUGCCAUCGCUCGCUCCCAGCAGGCCAACGACCCUUCCGCCGCUCGAUUCUCCCAACAAGCCUCCAUUGGGCCCAAUCCUACAGAGUCCCUCCAGCGAAAUGUCGAGAACUGUGAACAGCCAACGUCCGUUUGGGAUCCUCUUUCGCCGUGGCCGCAAGACGAGGGACUAAAUGCGGAGUGGUUGACUUGGGGGAACCUGAAUGACCCAGCUGUCGUCUCUCCUUGGAGCGACGACAUGAUCGUCAAUAGCAAUAGCCACGUCGACGUUGACCAUACACCACAAAUGGCUGCCCAUUGGAACUCUCCCGGAGCCUGCCAAGAUUGGCAUAUUACCGGUCAAACGGCUUUGCUCGAUACGAUGAGCAAUUCAGUCGCUUCGUCGCAAUCAAAUGGUACACCUGGUCCCCAAUCAUUUCAUGCCUGUGGUGUCAAUUCUGAGCUCUCGCUGUAUGAUGUUCCCCCAACCGAAGUUUAUGCUGUGUCCCUGCCAAGGAACACUACACUGUGUGUAGGCUCUAACCAAUUAUCACACAAUUAUGCGCACUCCACGAUGACGCACAACUUAUUCCACAUAUAUAACGACAGUAUGGAAAACGCCUUGAGCUGUUGGCUGACGGAACGUAAUUGCCCCUACAGUAAUUUGGGAUAUGUUGACGCAGCAGGACCGAAGACAGGCUCUUACACCACGAAUAGAAUCUACAGACGGGUUUGCCUCUUAGAUCAGGCAUACUCAUCCAUCCCAGGUCGACGUCUGACGAGCGUGGAGAAUCGGACGGCAACACAGGUGCUUCAUGCUGCCAUCAUGGCAUUCGCUUCUCAGUGGCUAGAGGAACGUUCAAUAGACAAUUCUAUUCGAUUCCCAUCCACCGCAGUUCAUCAACGAAGAGGCAUGCGGGAGAUUUUCUGGAAUCAAGCGCGUCAUGUGCUAGAGCAGUCGAGAGCAAUUCCAUCUUUCCGCGUGGCCUUUGCGCAUAUGUUAAUUUCGCUAACUCAGCCUCCCCUAUACUUUGGGGAAAGAAUGGAGCCCGGCGAACUCAUAGACCAUGAUCCUGCACCGAUGUUCCUCGAAACGGCGCUCCGGCAAAUGUUUACUUUUCGUUCUACGUUGAUCAAGCUUCGGCGGCAAGGUCCCAACAGGGUCCUUGAGCAUGGCGAGGAGAGAAAAUGUGAGGGAUACCAUACAGGACAAAGUGCCCAUCAGUCAGGCCAGAUUGAUGUGAUGCUGAAGGACUCUGAAGCCCAUCACACUUUCGAUCUUCUAUUCUGGCUGGGCAUCAUGUUUGAUACGUUGACAUCGGUCAUAUAUCAACGCCCCCCUGUGAUUUCCGAUGAGGACAGCCAGAUUAUACGCACCCGGUCGCCCAUAAUUUCAUUUCCGGAUGCCGUUGAUUUAGAUGGGUGGGAUAUUAGCUCCUCUUCCAUUCGCAAGAGUAAAGAAAGUGUAUGGGGCGAUCUUUUCCUCCGCAAACGCACCAUGCUCCACAGCCUCAACCAGGCCCGCUGGCCCUGUUCUUACGAAGAGGCAGCGGAAGUCCUAUCUGACGCCGCGCCAGUAAAGGUCCUUCUAUUCCGUCGCAUAACUCAUAUCAACACCCUUGUGUGUCGGGGAGGUGAGGCUGAGGCUAUCGAGGAAGCGAUCCACAACGCUCUCUUGGUCUACGAGUACUGGAACUCCACGUACAAGCAAUUUAUGCUGGAUUGCCUCUCUCACCAUCCAGAGCUCCCGUCUCGCAUACAAUCGUGGUAUUUGGUGCUGGCCGGACAUUGGCACCUUGCGGCGAUGUUGCUCGCAGAUACUCUUGAGGACAUUGACGAAGCGCGACUUGGUCUGGGCACCCAAGCCACGUAUCGGUACACGACGGGCCUCAUCUCCCUCUUGAGACGCGAAAGUGCGUUCGCUGUCGGAGACCUCGCCCAAUACUCUUACGACUUGCAGGGAUCGUCGCAUCCCAAGCUCCGCAACUUUCACGAUUCAGUCAAUCAAGCAGCGUCCUUAACUGAGCCAUGGGCUGCUGUCCUUAUCCACUCUUUCAGAAAAGCAGGCACCGUUCUGAUUAGGGAGAUAGGGACAUCACAAUAUGGCUACCAAAUGCAGCAAGAAUCUUUCAUGCUGGCGUGCCAGCGUUGUGAGCACUGUAUAAAGGCACUGCAGUGCCUGGGAAAAAAGUCAGAUAUGGCUCUGACCGCAGCUCACAGACUAUCAGACAGUGUAAGCAGAACACUGUCGCGACCCAGUCCUAUUGUUUUAUACAAUAUGUGCGCCGUGUGA